This is a messenger RNA of Tachysurus fulvidraco (yellow catfish), 1323 nucleotides long. It is a transcript of the gene urad, whose product is annotated as ureidoimidazoline (2-oxo-4-hydroxy-4-carboxy-5-) decarboxylase. Gene Ontology annotation, biological process: allantoin metabolic process. Bases 649 to 1173 code for a protein of 174 amino acids. NCBI's taxonomy places the organism in Eukaryota, Metazoa, Chordata, Actinopteri, Siluriformes, Bagridae. Gene Ontology annotation, molecular function: carboxy-lyase activity. The record is from RefSeq and is a predicted model, not a curated record. The transcript is spliced from 4 exons.
AACUCUGGAAUGUCGCGAAAUCUUGUUAGCCUUGUCUGCAUUCUGAGCCUAUUAUCGGUUCCGUCUAUUGCCUUGUUUUGACCUUGCUUCCUUUUCGUGUUUAUGCAUGUUUGCUACCUGCCCUGAUCUACGCCUGGAUUAUUGACUACUGUUUUUGGAUUUCCUUUGAUGUCGUUGUUUGCUUGAUGUUUGAACCUUGCCUGUUUUGGAUAUCGCCUAAUAAACCAGCAUUUGGAUCUAACCCGUUUCACGUGCAUGACAGCCACCGGCACGGCUGUUUGUUUGUCUGUUUUAGAAAUUUUAACUUCAAUAGGAAAGACAAGCAAUGCCCUGCUUGCUUACGCAGUGAAUAGAUCUAUUAUGAAAGAAAUAUACACGAUCACUACGAGGUGUACAAGAAUUCAGAAACCAGUCAUAUGUAUAAUCUUCCGCUUCAGAUUACACUUUGCUGCACUUCAUUAAAAGCUGACUGUUAACAAAGACAAGAUAAGCAGCUCCAGGAUCAAAACUGCAAAGCUGGUUUGUGCUUUUGGGACUUCCUAAAACCCUGUUUUUUCAUCAAAAAGUAAACUUCAGAAGAUUGAAAGCUAACAUGGAACAUUUUUAUUAGGAUAACAAGUUUUCACUCUGGAGACUGCAUGAGACACGAUGGACAUUAACGCUGUAAACGCACUCUCAUACGAGGACUUUUUGGAAAUAUUCGGGAACGUGGUUGAGAAAUGUCCCAUCAUCCCAGCUGCAGUUUGGAUCCAUCGUCCGUUCACGAGCCUAGCAGACAUCGAGGCUCACAUAUCCGACUUCAUCGACAGUCUACCUGAAUCAGGUAAAGAGGGAAUCCUUCGGUGUCACCCGGACCUGGCGGGCAGGGAGCUUCAGAGUGGCGCGUUAACCCGUGACUCACAGGAGGAGCAGCGCGCGGCCGGUUUCACUGACCUGCAGCCUACGGAGGUGUCCCGCAUGCGCAGCCUAAACUCCGAGUACAAGGAGCGCUUUGGCUUCCCGUUUGUAAUAUGCGCGCGGCUGAACACCAAACGGGACAUAAUGCGUGAGCUGCUUCAAUGUCUCGGUAACGACCCUGCGGCGGAAAGAGCGCGCGCCAUCGGCGAGGUGAAAAAGAUUUGCGCGCUGCGAAUGCGCAACCUCCAGCUCUCCAACUCUCCAAACAAGCUCUAAGGUGACGAGCUUUGUGUGUUGAAUACGCACUGGAUUCUAUUGGAUCAGUGAUCAGUGUUAACUUAGCAGUAAUAACGUGGCGUGAAUUCAUUACAAGCGUUGUUCACAAUUUAUAAUGCACAAUGAAAAUAAAAACUAUGUCCUAUGAGA